AUGACACCUUUAGAGCAUGAGAAUGGGAACCCUGGUGGAAUCUCCCAACGCCCGCAACCUGAGCUUGCAUUGAGAUCGUCAAGAGAAUUCACAUCAAGCGAUCUGCCCAACAACACAGCGUCAAACUCUUCGUCUCAGAUAAGAACCAAAAUAUCCCUGUCUAGUUCAGAGUCUCGCCUACCAUUGAUUGCGGGCCCGUCGUUAAUAUACAAGUCCAGGUCACCGUCUAACCUGCGAUCGCAGAGCCAUGAGCGCUCUUCCAGUAGCAGUCGGGGGUCAUCGUCAACGACUUCGGCGUAUGAUAGUAACGAAACGCACAGACAGAUUAUCGUGAGGUCUUUUGCGCCUCGGGUAGCCGUCUUCGCAUCAUCAGACACCGAGGAUUUUGUCAAACAAAAAGGUUUCAAAGAUGGGCUAUAUAGCCUCCUCAGACCGUACGGAGAGCAUUUGCACGGCAAGGUUGUUAUUCGAGAUAGCAUGGGAGGUAGUAGAGGGUGGGAUGACUUCGGCAUUAGAAUCAUCAAUUCUCAAGCGCUUCAGACGAACAGCACACAUCGUGCAGAUGGUGAGAUGGUGGAUCGAGAUGCUCGGAACCUGGUCAAUGGUUCUCAACGCGUCUCUGAACAUACCAGAUCCUCGCACAGUAACGAGACGGUAAAAUCCAUUGACAGGGUACUCGAUCGUUAUCUUCGAACCACGGACGCAGCUUCAGAAGGCCAGGGGAAGGCUUAUGUUGAUCUUGAGAGAACAUCGUAUGGAUCACGAUCCGGCCUUUCGCCUCUGUACCCGGUUUAUCUACGCAAGCUGCUUUCAAGCGCAUCCAUUGCGCCCUACGAGACAUUCUUGCAUCCUGUCGCUUGCCUGAUUGCAGUCAGCUCGCACCACCCGGCUCCAAUUGAAGCUUUGCGCCAGCUAUAUUCAAAUACCGGUCACGAGAGCCAAAAAGUACCUGCAUGGAUGGGCAUGGAGUAUUUACGCUAUUAUGUCCUCAUUCAUGAUGAAGAGAACGACGACAUUACCAAAUCAACCGCUCUUUUUGACCUUAUGAAAAGACACUUUGGGCUCCACUGCCAUUUGCUUAGGCUUAGACGGUCUCAAUGUGUCUUAACUGAUGAUGAUAGCACCAGGGUUCCUUCAUGCGAGUGGCUUUCGGCAGAAGAAGAAAUCGAAAAGCUUAGUAUGGGAGAUGACGCCGACGACGUCGAGCUCUCGGAAAAAUACAUUCUCGAGUCGGAUUCCACCGCUAUUAAGAAUCUUCUUCGCGAGAUGGUGACUCAAUCCAUCGUACCAUUCAUGGAGAGUAGGGUCAUGACAUGGAAUGACCAGGUUGCUUCCAGGCGACGCGGUAUCGGUGGCCGCUUUAUAUCAUUGUCCAAACGCUGGACAGGCUUUGGUACGGCCAAGAGUACGACACUCGGCCUUGCAGGUGUCUCAAAUCCGUCUGGAAGCAACUACGAUUAUCAGCAGGGCUUCUACCCACCAGAAACACCCGAGUCGACCAUGCGCCAACUGGGUGAUUACGCUUUUAUGCUCAGAGAUUGGAAGUUGGCUUCUAGCACAUAUGAUUUUUUGCGAGCAGAUUUCGGCCACGACAAAGCAUGGGGUCAUCAUGCAGCAGCAAACGAGAUGGCUGCGAUCACCUCUCUGCUAGUUCCACAUGCUUUCAGUUCAAAGUCCAGAUCAGAAUUACUUGAUCAAAUGCUCGAAAAUGCCGCGUACUCGUAUCUUACAAGAUGCUCCAUGCCAUUCAACGUUAUUCGAUGUCUCACCAUUGCAAUAGAGCUACUCAAAAACCGUGGCCCUGUCGCAGCGGACGAUGCCGCUAGGUGGGGAGGGAAGCUGCUCGAAUUUGGUGUACUGACUCUUAGCGCGCAAGCUUUGACCACAGAACGCGUUGCGGAGUGCUAUAUUUCUCGGACAGGGCCGGAUUUUGCUGCUGCAGGCACUCGUAAAAGACAGGCCGCGUUGUGGACUGUCUUGGCAUCAGAUUCCUGGCUGAGGCUUGACAGGCCGGAUCAGGCUCGAGUCCGGCUACGCGAAGCAAGCGCACUGUACGGUAUUGACAACCAAGACAGUGCUGGACUUCCGUUUCCAAGCAUGCAAGGUCUGUGGCAAAGACUGAAUUCAGCUCUUAGGGAUGCAGGUGGAGACGACUACGCAGCUUUGAUUGACACGAGCGUGGCCCAACCCGAUUUUCAGUUGGACACCGCUGAGGAGAAAGAGCAGCUCAACGCGUUUAUCCGUCCGAGCAUUCUAAGCAGUACCGACGCGGAAGGCUUCACACCUCAAGAUGCUGGCCAUAUUCAUCCCACAAGCCUUGAUGACUCGCAGCUGCAAGAUGAUGGCUUUGAAUGA
Letharia lupina is the source of this 2355-nucleotide messenger RNA. RefSeq lists its product as uncharacterized. Gene Ontology annotation, cellular component: cytoplasmic vesicle; phagophore assembly site; TRAPPIII protein complex. Bases 1 to 2355 code for a protein of 784 amino acids. Lineage: Eukaryota; Fungi; Ascomycota; Lecanoromycetes; Lecanorales; Parmeliaceae. Gene Ontology annotation, biological process: endoplasmic reticulum to Golgi vesicle-mediated transport; protein localization to phagophore assembly site. The transcript has 2 exons. The record is from RefSeq and is a predicted model, not a curated record.